Messenger RNA from Drechmeria coniospora, 2166 nucleotides. Its product is annotated as DNA replication licensing factor mcm5. Lineage: Eukaryota; Fungi; Ascomycota; Sordariomycetes; Hypocreales; Ophiocordycipitaceae. Gene Ontology annotation, biological process: DNA replication; DNA replication initiation; double-strand break repair via break-induced replication. Gene Ontology annotation, molecular function: single-stranded DNA helicase activity; DNA replication origin binding; ATP binding. The record is from RefSeq and is a predicted model, not a curated record. Gene Ontology annotation, cellular component: nucleus; MCM complex. The transcript is spliced from 4 exons. The coding region runs from base 1 to 2166 and encodes 721 amino acids.
AUGGAUCGUCAGUCUGUUUACUCGACACACGUUUACGAACCGAGCCAUGGUGAUACUGGCGACACUCGGCUGCAGCUUCAGAAACAGCUUGAGACAUUCAUUCUUGAUUUCAGGCUUGACAAUAACUUCGUAUACCGUGACCAGCUGAGAGAGAAUGCGCUGCUGAAAAACUACUUCUGCGAUGUCAAUAUCACCGACCUCAUCAACUUCAACGAAGAACUCGCACAUAAACUUGCCUCUGAACCCGCAGAGAUCAUCCCUCUUUUCGAGUCGGCAUUGAAGAAAUGCACCCACCGAAUCGUCUUUCCCCACGAACGCAAAGUCGAUCUCCCAGACCACCAGCUUCUCCUCCACUCCGACGCCGACGAUGUAUCGAUCCGCAACCUCGACUCCAUGACCAUUGCCAGGCUUGUCCGAGUUCCCGGAAUAGUCAUCGGCGCCUCAGUCAUGUCUUCCAAGGCGACUGAGCUUCAUAUCCAAUGCAGAAAUUGCCAGUAUCAGUCAACAAUCCCUGUCCUCGGUGGCUUCACCGGUGUGUCGCUGCCAAGAACCUGCGAUCGCAAGCGGGUCCCGAGCGAUCCGACCCCCCAAUGCCCGAUGGACCCUUAUUUUGUCAUGCACGAAAAAUCGAAGUUCGUUGAUCAACAAAUCAUCAAGCUUCAGGAAGCGCCAGACCAAGUCCCCGUGGGAGAACUGCCACGCCAUGUGCUCAUUUCGGCCGACAGACACUUGACGAACCGGGUUGUGCCUGGUUCAAGAUGUACCGUUAUGGGCAUCUUCUCUAUUUACCAGAAUAAAGCGUCCAAAAAUUCUUCCAACGGCGGGGCUGUUGCGAUUCGAACACCGUAUCUUAGGGCCGUCGGCAUUCAAACAGACAUGGAUAAGACGGCUAAAGGAAACGCUAGCUACACAGAGGAGGAGGAGCAAGAGUUUCUGGAACUCAGUCGGAAACCAGACCUUUACAAUAUCAUGGCCGACUGCAUUGCGCCGUCCAUUUACGGCAAUCGCGAUAUAAAAAAGGCCAUUCUGUGCCUAUUGCUGGGUGGUUCCAAGAAGAUUCUCCCUGACGGUAUGCGGUUGAGAGGUGACAUCAAUGUCUUGCUUCUUGGUGAUCCUGGAACUGCCAAGUCUCAACUGCUAAAGUUUGUGGAAAGAGCGGCGCCUAUUUCUAUUUACACGUCCGGCAAGGGCUCGUCCGCUGCUGGCCUGACAGCCUCUGUUCAACGAGAUCACUCCACUAGAGAGUUUUAUCUCGAAGGCGGCGCUAUGGUUCUUGCUGACGGUGGUGUGGUCUGUAUCGACGAGUUCGACAAGAUGCGAGACGAGGACAGGGUGGCGAUUCACGAAGCCAUGGAGCAGCAAACAAUUUCGAUUGCGAAGGCCGGCAUCACCACCAUUCUGAAUGCUCGAACAUCUGUUCUGGCUGCCGCCAAUCCUAUAUUUGGCCGAUAUGAUGACAUGAAGACGCCAGGAGAGAACAUUGAUUUCCAGACGACAAUUUUGUCCCGUUUUGACAUGAUAUUCAUCGUGAAAGAUGAGCACACGCGGCAAAAAGACGAGACGAUAGCAAAGCAUGUCAUUGGCAUCCAUAUGGACGGUCGCGGUCAGGAGGAAGUGGCUGAAUCAGAGAUCCCCGUGGAGAAGAUGCGAAGAUAUCUGACCUACUGCAGAACCCGUUGCGCUCCUAGACUUAGCGAUGAAGCUGCCGUGAAGCUCUCGUCGCACUUUGUGGCCAUCCGUCGACAGGUUCACGCGUCCGAAAUGGAAUCCAACACUCGCUCCUCUAUCCCCAUCACCGUUCGCCAACUGGAAGCUAUUGUCCGCAUCACGGAGUCCCUCGCAAAGCUCACGCUCUCCCCAAUCGCCACUGAAGAGCACGUGGAUGAGGCCAUCAGACUAUUCCUCUGUUCCACCAUGGACGCUGUUAACCAGGGCAGCAAUCAAGGUAGCCGCGAGUUGAAUGAGGAAGUGAACCGGCUCGAGGUUGAACUCAAGCGACGACUCCCCAUCGGAUGGAGCACGAGUCUGGCGACGCUUAGGCGAGAAAUGGUCGAGGGUAAGGGGUACAGUGAGCAAGGUUUGAACAGGGCACUCAUGAUUAUGCAACGGCGCGAUACCAUAAUGUUUAGAAACUCCGGGGCACAGGUGUACCGGAAUGGGGCUUAA